This is a messenger RNA of Sphenostylis stenocarpa, 1116 nucleotides long. The record is from the annotation of a GenBank genome assembly. Lineage: Eukaryota; Viridiplantae; Streptophyta; Magnoliopsida; Fabales; Fabaceae.
AUGACUUCUUUACACGCACUCGUGUUGCUCCUGCUUGGGGUGGUGGUUCUCACCACUCCAAUGGUGGCUAGUUUCACGAUACCCAUUUAUGAGCCUCCCCCAAUUGAGAUACCGCCCAUAUUUGAACCUCCACCCACCUAUGAGCCUCCACCAACUGAAAAACCACCACCAUUAUAUAACCCCCCAUUCUACCCUCCACCAGAGUACCAGCCUCCAUAUGAGAAGCCACCACCAGUGUACGAACCACCUCAUGAGAAACCACCACCAGAGUAUCAACCUCCUUUUGAAAAACCACCUCCAGAGUACCAACCACCGCAUGAGAAGCCGCCUCCAGAGUACCAACCACCUCAUGAGAAGCCACCACCCGAGUACAAACCACCUCAUGAGAAACCUCCACCAGAGUACCAACCACCUCAUGAGAAACCACCACAUGAGAAGCCACCACCAGUGUACCAACCUCCUCAUGAGAAGCCACCACACGAGAAACCACCACAUGAGAAGCCACCACCUGAAUAUCAACCUCCUAUCGAGAAGCCACCACCAGUGUAUCAACCUCCUCAUGAGAAGCCACCACCAGUGUAUCAACCUCCUCAUGAGGAGCCACCACCAGUGUACCAACCUCCUUAUGAGAAGCCACCACCAGUGUACCAACCUCCUCAUGAGAAACCACCACCAGUGUACCAACCUCCUCAUGAGAAGCCACCACCAGUGUACCAACCUCCUCAUGAGAAACCACCACCAGUGUACCAACCUCCUCAUGAGAAGCCACCACCAGUUUACCAACCUCCUCAUGAGAAGCCACCACCAGUGUACCAACCUCCUCAUGAGAAGCCACCACCAGUGUACCCCCCCCAUGAGAAACCACCACCAUUGUACCAACCUCCUCAUGAGAAGCCACCACCAGUGUAUGAACCUCCUUAUGAGAAACCACCACCAGUGUACCAACCCCCGUAUGUGAAGCCACCACCAGUGUUUCAACCUCCAUAUGAGAAGCCUCCACCACUGUUUCCACCCCCUUAUGAGAAACCACCACCGGUGUACAAACCUCCUUAUGAGAAACCACCGGGUUGCAGUCCACCACCUUAUGGUCACUUUCCACCAUCCAACAGAAACUAA